Molecule: messenger RNA, 957 nt
Organism: Prorocentrum cordatum
Lineage: Eukaryota; Dinophyceae; Prorocentrales; Prorocentraceae
Source: the annotation of a GenBank genome assembly
GGGCUGCGGCGCCUUCUGCUGGCCGCCGCCGGCCCCCCGGGCGGCCGGCCCGGGAGCGCCGCGCCCGCCCGCAGCGCCCCCGCCGCCGCAGCGCGCGCGCCGGGCGCGGCCAGCGCCUGCGGCGGCCGCGGGGGCGCCGCGGAAGCGCCGGGGGCGCUGCAGGCGGCGCAAUUGCCGGAGCCCGACGGCGUUGCCGCCGUCGGCGAGGACGCGGGUCUCUGGUCUUUGGCGGGCGACACCGGCGGCCCCCCCGACGCCGUGGCCGGGCAGCGGCAGACCUCCCCGUGGGCGUCCGCUGGCAGCGGCGGCUGCCCGCUGGAGCCGUGCCCUGCGCCGACCGAGCCGGCCACAGACGGGGCCGACCUCGAGCCCUGGGUGGACGACUGGGGCCGCGCGGAGGCCUGCAGCCCGGCGCAGUUCGGCGCCGCGCUGCGCUCCCCCGGGGGCAGCGACGACGGAAUCGAGAAGGAGCCCACCCUCGUCGAGGAGAGCACGCUCGCCCUGGAGGCGCCGGCCCCGGCGGAGCGGGCCGACGCCGCCGAGCAGGUCCUGCCCCAGGAGAAGACCUGGCUGCAGGAGCUCGGCGACGAGCCCCUGCUGCAGGAGGAGAGGACCAUGCUGCAGGUGGUGCCCGACGGCGAGCCGGGCCUGCCGCGGGAGGGCACGAUGCUGCUCAUGGCCCAGGACGCCACGGCGAUCGCCCUCCCCGGAGGCGCCGGCGGCGCGCACGGGCCGAGGCCCUCGCGCUGGGCCUCCGACGGGGUGCCCGAGGUCGAGCUGCAGGGCGGCGGCGCCCUCCCGGGCCCGCGGGGCCUCCUGUGCCAGCUGCUGCCGUGCAGGUGCGAGUGCGCGUCGGACCUCUUCUGGCCGAGGCCGCCCGAGGUCCAGGUCCUCGAGGGCCUCGCGUACGAGCCGCCCUCCGCCAGGAGGGCAGCCAGCGGCUCCCUGGCGGGAUGA